Trichomycterus rosablanca is the source of this 934-nucleotide messenger RNA. It is a transcript of the gene odf3l2a, whose product is annotated as outer dense fiber of sperm tails 3-like 2a. Gene Ontology annotation, cellular component: cytoskeleton. The record is from RefSeq and is a predicted model, not a curated record. Lineage: Eukaryota; Metazoa; Chordata; Actinopteri; Siluriformes; Trichomycteridae. Bases 1 to 762 code for a protein of 253 amino acids. The transcript is spliced from 4 exons.
AUGGCGGAGGUGACAAGGCAGCGUCCAUUAAUAGCCGGCAGGGUGAUGGGACCCGGACCGGGGCACUACGCCCUCCCCCCGACCGUCGGCUACAUAAACCACGACUACACAAAGCUGAGCAGUCCGGCGUUCUCCUUCCACCGCCGCAUGAGCAGCAAAAUGGUGUCUGAGGACUCCAGUCCUGGCCCGCGCUACCACGUGGACGGUAAAAUCACUCGUUUCGGGAGAGACGGCACCCCGUCCUACUCCAUGCUGGGCCGGAAGAAGCCUGGAGCUCAGACCUUCCAAACUCCUGGUCCGGGAGCCUACAGCCCUGAAAGGGUGCCACCGGUGAACCUGCAGCGCCAGCCUCCGUCCUUCACCAUGGCGUUUCGCACCCGCUACCGUAGCGUGGACGCCGUGCCCGCGCCCAACCGCUACACCUUGCCUAACCUGCUGGGCUCACGUGUGCCCAACAAGCCCUCCAGUGCCAGCUACUCCAUGUCCAGGCGCGUGAAGACCGGAGGGCCCACAGAGGACCUGGCGACGACGCCCGGACCGGCUCAUUACAGGAGCACAGACCCCAGCAUCUACCUCAACAAACAGCCAUCGUUCUCCAUCCAGAGUCGCCACACCGUCCUCGGUGAUGCCACCCUGAAACCGGGACCGGGGACUCACUACCCGGAGAAAGUGAACGUGCACCUGCCCAAGCCGCCGUCUUUUACCAUGGGGGUGCGACAUUCUGAGUUUGUUACUCCGCUGGUUAUCAAUGUAACUGACUGACUGGGCUGGUCGCUUGUAGUUUUUAUAUUGUCACUGAACAUUCACAGAAUUCAUUUGCUUUUAGCUUUUAUUAUUAAUUUUAAUUAGUUUAAUCUAUUGAAAUCUGUUUUAUUAGUAUUACUGAUGUAUUUAAUGUGCUGUAUUUCAUCUGUACAGUAUCCUUGGGUUCAUU